Synchiropus splendidus (mandarinfish) is the source of this 10750-nucleotide messenger RNA. RefSeq names its product inositol monophosphatase 1-like. Gene Ontology annotation, molecular function: inositol monophosphate 1-phosphatase activity. Lineage: Eukaryota; Metazoa; Chordata; Actinopteri; Syngnathiformes; Callionymidae. The transcript is spliced from 9 exons. Gene Ontology annotation, biological process: phosphatidylinositol phosphate biosynthetic process; inositol metabolic process; signal transduction. The coding region runs from base 129 to 959 and encodes 276 amino acids. The record is from RefSeq and is a predicted model, not a curated record.
GGCGAUCGAUUGACAUCACGUGAUUGUUAUUGGCCAAUGGAAUGUUUUUGGACCCGCUGACAGUUGGACAGCAGCGCUAACCGGAUGAAAGGUUCUGCAGCAGGUAUAUCUAUCCCACCAUCAUCAUCAUGAGUGACCCCUGGCAGGAGUGUAUGGACCACGGUGUGGAGGUCACCAAACAGGCCGGCAAGAUGAUCCGCGAGGCACUGCAAAAGGACAUCGCUGUUAAGCAGAAGAGCUCCCCGGUCGACCUGGUGACGGAGACGGACCAAAGAGUGGAACAGCUGAUUAUAUCUUCCAUCAAGGAGAAGUAUCCGACGCACAGCUUCAUAGGUGAAGAGUCGGUGGCGGCCGGAGCCCCCAGUGUCCUCACCGACAAUCCCACUUGGAUCAUCGACCCGAUCGACGGCACCACCAACUUUGUCCACAGGUUCCCGUUCGUGUCUGUUUCCGUCGGCUUCGCCGUGAACAAAGAGAUAGAAUUCGGGAUCGUCUAUAGCUGCAUCGAGGACAAGCUGUACACGGCUCGGAAAGGCAACGGCGCCUUCUGCAACGGCGUCUCCAUCAAGGUGUCGGGACAGCAAGACAUCCACCAGUCUCUAGUUCUGACAGAAAUGGGCUUCAAAAAGGAUCCCGAGCAGUUCAACACGAUGCUGUCAAACAUCAGAAAGAUCCUCACCCUCCCGGUGCACGGCAUCCGCUCCCCGGGCAGCGCAGCUGUCAACAUGUGUCUGGUGGCGUGUGGCGCAGCAGACGCCUACUACCACAUGGGCAUCCACUGCUGGGACAUGGCAGGGGGCGCCGCCAUCGUGAGGGAGGCCGGGGGCGUCGUCGUGGAUAUAUCAGGCGGACCGUUCGAUCUGAUGUCUCGAAGGCUGAUCGCGGCGAGCAGCGGAGCGAUCGCGCAACGCAUCAUGAAGGAGAUAACGGAGUUUAACGUGGGCCGGGACGACCAAUGAUGCGAGUUUUAAAACGUCACUGCUAGCUUUAUACCGACCGCGCCGGAGCGCCGUCUUUCAGUACAACGGAAGCAACCUCACGCACCAUUUUCAUAUUUAUUACUUGAAUAGGAUUUUAAAAUUCAGUGAGAUUCAUGUCUUGCUUUAUUGCAGUUCACACGAGUUUGCGCAAGGCAGUGUUCCUCGGCGAUGUCACGGCCUGCCAUAAGCUUUCAUCUGUUUGUUUGGCGUUAAUGAAGGCCACGAAUAAAUCAGAGUGUUAAUGAUCUGCACCUUCGCACCUCUUCUCUGGAUAAAAUCAUCUCAUUAAAGCUUAGACACUCGUCAGCAGGUCUCUUCAUGUCCGCUGAUGUGGCAGUUUCGAGUCCGACCACAGCAGGAUUUGUGUCGCUCUUCAGGUACAUCAAUUCUGCAUGGACCAUAACAAGUCUCAUGAUGGGUGUCAAGUUCUUGAGCUCAUCCAAACACCAGGCGCUGCUGGAACGUAGUGAGCAGCGUCCUGCAGAAGAUCUGGACCAGACCUGAUGUGAUUGAACAUCGUGUCAUGCGAAAAUUUUGGAGUUUCAAAGACAUCAUUCCAAAGCUUACGUAUAUUUCUUGAAAAGUUAGCAAGUAGAUGUGAUGACAAAAACCUUACGGUCGGUUAAAAGUAUCCUACUGUAAACAAACUACCAUCCCUCAUCCAUAAAAUGCUGAGGUCAUCUGUCAGGAGGUACUUUCAUGGGGGCAGCAACCCAUGCAACCCUCCAAUAGCUGUGUGUUUCCUGAUGGUAACGUCAGUAAGGAGGACUCACGCUGGUGCUUUUUACCUGUGUGUCAACAUGCACCGCUGAAGGUUGCGUUCAGCGUCAGUAUAGGACGCAAAGGUCCAUUUCCCAAUGUCAGUAUAUUACGCCAUGGGUGUGAGGAUGUGCUGUGUUCCCAGGUCAGUCGAGUGAGGUCAUCUCUCCAUGGUGUCCUGGCUUUCUGCCUGUAACACACGGAAUACAUCCUGAUAAGAUGCUUGCACAACCAUAUCUGGCAUUUUGAGGUCCAGCACUUCUGCUUUGAGUCUCUCCUGGAUGACUGAGCUUCUCCCUGAGCAGAGUCCAUUUCAGCUGAGGUAUCUGUGAUCUUGUUCUUCCAAUCACCACCUAAAGUUAAAGUCUUUUGGCUCAGCGCUUUCUUCAGAGAGUCCCAAUGACUGAUGAUACUGUACUUACACUCUUCAUUUUCUAACUUAUCCACCGAGAUACCAGAAGUCUGAGAGCUGGGCAAUAAUUUUAUCCCCAACUUGGACAUGUUAUUCCACCCUUUUCCUAACAAAUACCAUGAUGAUGGACUGGAUGGGAGCAGAACUGCACAGCACUUGCUGUAUAUAGUCUUCUGUCUACUUCAGCAAACCUUGAGAACCUCAAUUGUAACCAGCCGCCCUGAAAAACAGGACACCCAGCAACAAACAAAACUAAUUCGAUUUUUUUUUUCUUUGUGUGUCAAGCACAGUGCCGAACAGCCUGACUAAAAUAUGGAGUUUUAACAGAACAUUUUUACAGAAUUUAACAAAUGCUUGCUGUGACUGCAGGGUUUUUGUGUGUGCUUGUUUAUGGAUGCUUCUUGAGAAAGUGAAGUGUGGCCCUCAAAUGAAUUCUAAAUGAAUGCGCACAAACACAGGUAGGUCAGUGGAAAGAACAUUCUUUAGGAAAGGUUUCGUUCAGGAUGCUAAUGUGGCAGCAGCUAAUGUAUUUUGGGUUGGAAAGGGUCAGCGCACCUCUAAGUGGUAGAGGUGAGAAUUUUUUCAUGUGAGGGAGGAAAAAAAAAAAAGAAAUGGACGUUUGGUUCAGAGUUUGUCAGCUUUCUGUCUGUAACGGAGAAAACAAUAAAGAGAAACCGGGCCAUGAAACAUAAACCGUACGUUUUUAGGAGAGAGAUAAAAGCACAGACAGCCAUUACAGCCAGUCAAAUUCUCCGCUGCGUUUCCUCUGCCCUUUCCAUGGCUGCCCGAGAUCUCACCCAUGCUGUGCGAUCGAAUCCCCCGUGGGAUUUUCUGCUCUAUGAAAUCGCCGGACUUUAGCUCCCCUCGGACCGUUGUCGCUGUCUUUUUGAGGGCUUGCGUGCGCUGAUGACGAACAAAUGGUUUUCAAAAACACUUCGCUUGAGCAAAUCCAGGUCUUGUCAACUCAGAAAAUCCUUACAGAAAUCGAUGUUGGCCUGCGGCGGUGGGGUUAAAACCCACGGUGCUGCCAGAAAGUCCUACUAAACUCACCAUAAAACAAAUCUGUGCAAACGGUGGUUUAAGAAUAUUUUGACUUCACAAGCUGCUGCUUCUCCUGUGGGCAAUAAAUCUGUUCAAACUAAUUUCUAUUUGAAGUGUUACCUGAGGUUGACUAAAUGUUCAGGCUACGAAGUCCCUGUCAAACAUUCUUCUUUGUUCAGUCCUAUGGAACGCACCACAAAUGGAACCAUCUACUUGAGUUCAAAAACAGAUUGGCAGGUGAGAACUAAAGCCCCCCACAAGAACACCCUCCUGGGACGCUGCCUUGAAACCCAAUUCUUAUAAACCCUGGAACGUGACAGAAAACAUUUUUUACUCCGUUGAAAGCCUAAUAUGUCAACAUGCAACGAGGAUGGCAUCGAUCACUACUGUGGCAUGUCGAGCGAGAUGACGUUAACAUCUUGAACCGACUUGCGCAAAAUGGCGUCGGUUAUCGUAGUAAAUUUCUGUUACAGUCAAAUUUCAGUAUAUCGCCGAGCCCUGGUUCCACGUAAAAUCAAACCGUAAGCUGAAAGUGGAUCCAUAAGAAUCACACCCCGCGGCUCAACACUUACCCAAGCUUAAGCUAAGCUAAGCUUUACCAUGCAUUUUAUGUGUUGUACAGUCUACGGCGCCACAAAUCGUGUUGGGAAGGGAAACAAUUUUUUCAAUAGGAUGCGUAAACUACUGAUUUCUGAGACCCAAAAGUCCACUUUUCGGGUCGUCAAUAUGUGACAUCACCACACGUUCCAGUAUGAUCCGUCCUCCAUAGCCCACCCAGAGUGCCUUUCUUUCCUGGUGCCUCACACCUUUCGUACUUUACCCAGCGCGUUCCCCGGCGCUUCCAAAUCCAGCACCAUAUUCCACCCCUGCAGCCUCCCACUGAUUCUUCCGAGGCCCGAUCUAGGUUGGGAAGUCAUCACGUCUUCUCUCCCUGAUGGAUAGGCUGAGCUGUAGUCAGGUGUGGUGUGCUUGUGUCUCUGUAGCUGGUUGGAGUGUGCUGUCCUGUUUGGGUAGAACUAACACACUUGGCCUGCGCUAUGUCACUCCCUGCUGGGACAGUCCUCCCUCCCAUCCCUCACCUCACUGUUUCUAGUUUCUAGUCGUUCACCAGACCCCCCUCCUCUGCCACCAAGGCUUCAAAUCCCCCCAGUUCUGGUCAGACAUCCACCACCAUGAAGAAUAUUCCCACUGCAUACUAGAUAAUCACCAAAAAUAUUGCUUGUUGCACCGGUGGUAAGAAUUUGACUAUCACAAUUUAGAGGAAAAAACUAAAUCUCCUCACAGUCUGUGGAUUCCUUAGACCCCUCUGCCGCAGACUCCCCUCCUGGGAGAAGAGCGGGCCAGACAGCAGAGCUCCACAUCAUUGUUGUGUCGUGCUUCACUCUAAACUACCUGAAACCAUUCAGACUUCAUAAUAUUAAUUAAGAAGUGAAGCUGUGUUUGUUUUUUUUCACGACACAGUCAAUGUCAAAGAUGUCUCUGAGUUUUUUAAGCGCACCUAUUCAACUGAUAAAGCUUUCACUUGAGAGAUGCUUUAUUUAAUAAACACUCUAAUUCACUUUAUGUUUUUAAUGGCCCUCAGUGCCGAGAGUCCUUUCACCUCAACUUCUGCUGCUUAAUUUCUUUAGAAACUUGUUUAUUGAGUCAUUAACAUCACAUCGAGCAAAGUCAUUACCGCUUGUCCUUGUUUCGGGGAAGGAAGUGUGAGCCAUUGUUCCGGAAAAAAACACUGAGCCGCUCGCUUUUCCUGCAGGAUUCUGAAAAUAGUUUUAUUUCCAGCGAGAAGCUGAACUCUCAUUUGUCUGGUGAUUUUUUUAAAGUGUGUUUAUCGCCUUUACCUUUGUGUUUCUCAAGUGUGAGCCAAACUGCUAAAGUUUAUCUCACGCUUUUCACAAUGACAGAUUGUAGCUGAGUAAUUUGCGUAUUUUUAGUGCUGUUUCCACACCAUUGAUGUGGAGCGGGUGUCUGCUGGAGGCCUCCUGAAUGAGGUCUUCCAGAAAGACCAGGUGGGAGUUUCUAUGGUCAGUGGCGUUUGAGCUUUGUUUGCAGCUGCCCCAUCGACCUGACCACAGACAAGCAGAAGAGUUAGAUGUUAGAUGCAACACAGUUUGUUGCUCUUUCAACAGCCUCUCGUGGAUUUUACUGGCUCUCUGUCAGAGAGUGCAGAAACCCUGUCAAGAAACUUCAGCUUCUUAGAUUUGUUUCCUUCUUUCCUUGUCAGUUGUUUGACGGAGAACCAAAGUAGAACUGAUGCUGUGCAUCAAGGGUAACCUGUUGAGGGGUUUUGGACGCCACCUCCGAGACACAGAUGUGUCUUGUCCAGACACACUGGCGAAACUAUAUCCGUCUGUUGACCUUGGAAUGCAUUGGUUACCCCGAAAGAGGCUUUGGAGAAAGGAAAGUCUGAGCCUCUUUGCUCCUUCCACUGCUCCUGCAACCUGACCUUGUGUCAGUAAUGGAAGAUGGAUGGACCUUAGAUCUUGGCCUUGGAAGAAAGAGCUGUGGCAAAACGGAGAACUCUCCAUUUGAUAAAGAUAAUUCACUCUCGAAUUUUAAUUUGUAAAAUUCAAUUUGGGAAGAGGAGUUUGGAACGUCCUGUCCAGGUUGGAGAUGAGGCCCCUCUGGUGGAUGCAUUCAUGUCUCUGUGGGUCUUGUUGUCGAUUGAGGGAAGCGUGACAGACAGAUCGUCAGUCAUGAGGACUGUCAUGGUGAAGAAUAAGCUGAGCCAAAAGGCAAAUAACUCAAAUCAUCGUGACCCAAAAAAAACAUCUGUGGUGCGAGUGAUUUGAUAAGGGAGUGUGCAACAUUGUAAACUUGACUCUGUUUUUCAAAUUUCAUCCUGGGGAUAUUGUUCUAUAGCUCUGUCUCUUCUUGCUGAUGAACCGUCAACACUUCACAAGGAGGUUUGCCUUAGUGCAGUGGUCACCAAAUUACAGGAAGUUGCAUCAUCUUCGUAAUUCUGGAUUCAUUUUGUUCACGUCACUUAUGGUCUCCUCAAUGAGUUUUCCCACCAAAUUUACCAGCAGAGAGAAGAGACUGAAGAGAGAGAUGAACACAGCAGGUAGCGAUGACAGCGGGAAAGCUGUCCUAUCUCAUUCCUGUAUUUCUCAUUCUCUGCUCUCCCCAUCACUGUCUGUGACACUUCACCGUAAAAUGUAAUGAUCCAUAUGAAAAGUCUACUACUUUGUAACGGUGAGGCAGAUGUUCGGCCGUAAUCGCACUGGCAGAGGAAGCACGUCGCAGCACAAAGGAGCAGCUGUCCAUAUUAAAUGCCACAUGAGACUUAAAAGCCGUGACCAACACUAGCAUGUCAUUUGAAGGCAUUGUCAGGGAUGUUUAUCUGACAGCUCCAUUCUUCAUUCUCAAGUCUCUUUUCCGUGUUUUCACAUAGCCAAUGUAGUCUGAAAUCACCCAGAUAAACCUUCGACUCUGCAUAAGAGGCGCGGCCUGUGCUGCCACGACCGAUUCCCUUUGUGAUUUAUUUGAUGUCUAAGUAUGCCUGAUGGACACCAUUUCAGACCAGUCCAUUCCAGACUCAACGGAAUACAGCGCUUCACCGUCUUAACAUCCGAGACGUCGUCGCUCUCAAUAUGCACAACCAUUGCUGUUUCCUCUGCCUCUUUAAAACCGGUUGCCCUUUUAUGCUCCAGUUAAAAAACCCGCUUGAAUAAUUCAACCCUCCCAAAGUCCUGAAGGAGCAAACUCCCUGCUCGUCUUUCAAGAUGCUCCACUGACCUUCCCCAACUCCGGCAUCAUAGCGGGCCUCGGUUACAGCCGCGAGUCCCCCGAACCGAACAUCCAAAACAUCCGUCAUCCUGGAUCAAUUAUUCAUCGCGGACCUGCCAGGAAGACAGCAUGACUGAUGUAUUUGUUUUGCUCGACCUAUCGCUUCCCCUCAGCCUGUCCACCAACAUUUAAGAGAGCGCUUUCAAUUUAGUGCACAGACCUGAUGACAAGUGCUGCCCCUGCCAGAUGAACUCCGGCAGAUAAUAUCGCGGACUGCUGCCGAGUGGUUUUACACAGUCAUUAAGGGCUCGACUAGUCAAUGCUUCCAGUUAUAGACAUUUUGGAAUGCGGUGAUAUUUCAUUUAUUAUUGUUUAAAUAAUUCAUCGGUUGUGCUACUUACAGGUCUCAGAGCAUAUGUCUUGUUUGAGUAAGGAAGAAGCCUGUAGUAGUAGUAUGUUCCAAGACAUUCUAAGGUGUAACUUGCAGAGGAUUGUCAGUAGGAAGUUGAUGCAGAAGUCUGUUGAUGUUCAAAUAGUGCAGUUGUGUGGAGGGUGACAAUCUAAAGGUCUCAUUGCUGCGGUGCUUGUGGUGCUAUUUGUGUUUUUCAACACGUGUGCACUGGCAAAGUUGUGUGCUGUGAGAGACCAUGUGGAAUGCUUGAGAAAAUUCUCCAGUUUCAGUCGGUCUGGAACAUUUUUUCUUCUGCAGAUACUCUGCCAUCAUAGACAGAAUAAAAGAAAUAAAAGGCAUUUGCAACAAUUUUGACAAAGCACAUGAAGGACAUGGUUCCACUGGUGGUGUGCCUUGGGGUUUGUUGAAUGGAAAUGUGUGGCACGUAUUAAAAAAGGUUAAAAAAUUUUGCCUUACGUGACCAAGACCUUGGCUCACGAUUUAGCCCGGUCCCUUUUUCGUUCACGUGUGUCACAUUUGAUGUAGCUGUAGCUAUUUGCAUUGUUCACUCAUGAAAUAACAGCCAUAUUUUGAUGUAUGCUGCUGUUGCUCAUGCAUAAUUCAGUGAUGGAUAUUUAACACAUCCGAAUGUGUUUAUGUUCACAAGCAUUCGCUGUGUUGCCUGAAACAAAAAAUAAAAGAACUUAACACAAGUUAUUAAACAUAAAAACCUUCUCCUGUGUUGAUUUGAGAUGUUUUUUCAUCUUAAAAAUGUAUGAAUUUAUUGUAUUUAUUUUUUUAUUUCAUGGGCAGAAAGAAAAAACCUUGUAGGUGAGAUAGGUGGUGUUCUUUUGUCGACCCCUUUUAUGGGCCCGUCACUGAGCCCUGAGGAACCCCUCGAUGUUGACUGCAUUUAUCUCUUCAUAAAUCCAUGUCUAUCUGUUUUUAAGACCCUUCCAUGUUUUUAAACAGCCUGCUGUCCUUGAAAUCAUCUUUGGUCACGAUUAUGUUCUUCAUUGAGAGAGUAGCUGCGGUGAGAGCAUGGACCCUUGUGGCACCCCAGUCAUGAUCCUCAUAUGUGAAUGUGGGAUCAGACUGUAGUGUAUCAGUCGCGCAGAGACAUCGGCGUCUCUUCACUUCCCCUGAGACAAUAAUUGCCAGGCGGGGUGUGGUUGGGAACCUGUCGAAACCAGUCCUCGGUGAGAGCACAAAAAAGCACAAGCUGUUCUUCUGUGGAAGACUCCAACGUAUUGUUUGUUUCUUUUGAUACAUAUUUAUGAUGCCCUGUUUUAACAUAUUUAAAUCAGUCUAGCAUCCGUUUUGGCAACAGCUGGGCGGAACUGAGUCCAACAGACUUGAGGUGGGCUAAAGGUUGUGGUUCCAUGCUCAGCGUUCAUGUUUAUUCUAUGUAUUCAUAAUCCCUAAAACUUUCAUCUUUUACUUUCAUUUUUCACAGUAACAUGUUCCCAUUGCUGUUUUGCUGAGUUAGGGCUAAUAUGAUAUGAUUAUUAUUGACAGAAUUUCUACAGAGGGGAGAGCGCAGGAUUUCAUCUAUGCUGUUUGCGGAUGAUGUUGUUUUGUUGGCUCCAGGAACUUCAGCGCCCACUAGGAGGCUUUGCAGCCGAGUGUGAAGUGGCCGGUAUGAAGAUCAGCAACUCCAAAUCUGAGGCCAUGGUUCUCGACCAGAUAAAGGUGCUGUGCCCUCUUCAGGUCGGUGGAGUGUCCCAGCCCCAUAUGGAGGAGUUGUGGUAUCUCGGGGUCCCACAUUUGGGACGAGGAGAGCGUGAGAUUGACAGACGGUGAUGCGGUCGCUGUGAAGAAAGAGCUGAGCUCUCUAUUCACCGCUCUGCGUUCCCACCCUCACCGAUGCUCACAAACUUUGGGUUAUGAGUAGAAGAAGGACCAGGAUAUAAGCCAUGGAAAUGGGAUUCCUCUGCAGGGUGGCCGGGUGCUCCGAGACAGAGCCAGGGUGAGCAGCUCAGUCACGCGGGAGGAGCUUGAGUAGAGCCGCUGCUCCUCCACAUCGAGAGGAACCAGCUGAUGUGGCUCGGGCAUCUAUUUCAGAUGCCUCCCGGUCGCCUCUCUAGACAGGUGUUCUUCUACUGGGAAGAGGCCCCUGGCAAGACCCUGGAUACAUUGGAGGGACUAUGUCUCCUGUGUGGCCUGGGAACACCCCGGGGUCCCGCCAGAAGACCUGCAGGAGGUGUGUGGGGACAGGGAAGUCUGAUCAUCCCUGCUCUGACUGCAGCCUCCGCGACCCGGUCCCUGAUAGUUGGGGGAAGAAGUAGAAGACAAAGUAGAUAAAAAAAAUACAUUAACUUUUUUUUCAUUUUUUUCCUUUCAACAAUUUACUUAUUUUGUGUCUUUUUUUAUUAUUCAUGACCCACAAAUAUUUACGAUAAUUUCCACCAUGUUCUCUUUUAAACCUGCUUGUUUUGCUGCCACGACUUCUGCGUUUGUCAUCCACAUAGGCCACGAUUGAAAAGGUCUGACUGGGAAUAGUCAACACGCUCAUGUAGUCCUUGAGCGAAUGCGUUUCCUGUGAUGGCUGAUACUGGAGACUAUGGAAUUCAAACUGUACUAUCUUGCCCUUCUUCAUUCUUGGGUGGCAUUCUUGUUUUGUUUUUGUUUUUGCACAAGCCUGUACCAUUAUCUUUGUCGUCUGUCUCUGGACUGGCAAGGUUUGCCAUGCAAGUACCAGUUUGUUUUUCCGUCUACUCAAUUCCUAAUCAUUCUGUUUUUCUUUUUUCCUAUGGAACUCUUGCCUUUGCGUCUUUUUAGAUUUUUUUAAACCCUCUUUAACUGAUUUUUUGCCCCAUAGAAGCAAUUCUUGUCUCUGCUGGCUCCUCUUCCUUUCUGUCCAGUCAGGUUCAUACAGUAGCAUUUUAUUCUGUGGAGCCUUUAAGGCUUGAAAGGUGCCUUUAAAUAAAGUGCCACACAAUAUCCUGGGCCCAUUGAUAAGAUAGUUCCCAGACUCUCCAGCCAUCCUUUCAUCUGCUCAUCUGACAGGAGCCGCAGCUGAAGUGAAGCUUCCCUCUGUCCAGAAGCAGGCCACUCUUCUGGGGGAGUCCUGGGGUGUUCCCAGACACCAUCUCUCCAGCGUGUCCUGGGUCACCCCGAGGCCUCUUCCAUCUCUGACACCAGAGCCCCCUCACCUGGCUUUCCUUAGCUCAGUGGUCCUACUGUGAGUCUCUCCUGAAUGACUGAGCUACUGCUGAAACCGAUUCUCAUGACAGAAUGAACCGCCUUUUGGCUCAGCUCUUUCUCCCCCCCCAGUUCAAAGAGUUGUAUGUCGUCGCAUGGAUCAUAACUGACAGAUUAUUGAAGAUUAAAGAUGCCAGUGCACGUUGGUGCACGAGGAAGAAUGUAGCUCAGAGAUCGUAAAUCUCCACUGGCAGGUGAAGACUAUCGGUACCAACUGCUUACGUGAAUAGAAGGCAU